Messenger RNA from Micropterus dolomieu (smallmouth bass), 3527 nucleotides. Its product is annotated as cytospin-A-like. Gene Ontology annotation, biological process: actin cytoskeleton organization. Gene Ontology annotation, molecular function: protein binding. Bases 1 to 378 code for a protein of 125 amino acids. The record is from RefSeq and is a predicted model, not a curated record. The transcript has 4 exons. Gene Ontology annotation, cellular component: filamentous actin; microtubule organizing center. Lineage: Eukaryota; Metazoa; Chordata; Actinopteri; Centrarchiformes; Centrarchidae.
AUGAUUCAGAUUCAGCUUUCACAACUAAAGCUGGAUUUAAAUGCUGGUAAAACAAAGUAUCAUAGUGCACUCAGAUUUGUUACAAACUCGAUCGUCACUUUAUUUUUUCAGAACAUUGAUAUCACAAACUUCAGCAGCAGCUGGAAUGAUGGCCUGGCCUUCUGCGCCGUUCUCCACACCUACCUGCCUGCACACAUCCCCUACCAAGAGCUCACCAGCCAAGAGAAGAGGAGGAACUUCACCUUAGCCUUCCAGGCUGCAGAGAGUGUGGGCAUCAAAUGCACUUUGGACAUAAAUGAGAUGGUGCACACAGAGAGGCCAGACUGGCAAAGCGUCAUGACUUAUGUCACGGCCAUCUACAAGUACUUUGAGACCUGACUUCACCAUCUUCCCCUCCCUGUUCCUGCAGCACAAUCAGAGCAAGCUCUCCUGAGCUCGCAGCAACCUUUCAACCCCGCUGUCAACUGUUAUACCUCACACCCUCUCCCCCACACCACAGCGACACCAUGUCACGCUGCAUGUCGGUCCACAGUAUUUAGCGACACUAAAGGCAGACCAGAACCUCACUGGACACACAGCUAAUCCAUCCUCCCAGUGCAGCGUGAAAGGCGCUUUGUGUAGAGUUUGGGCUUUCCUGUAUGUCUACCGUUACACUAGUAAGCCAUGCCUCUGGUAGAAGCCUAGCGAACCAAGUAUUAACUGACGAGCGAUGAAAUCCUGCAGAUCACCUUUGCCUUCAGUUCACGUCUGAAGGAGCGGCAUGAAAAAGAAAACCAAGUCUCAGUGCCUUCUACCUGGCUUUUCCUGGCAAAUAAUAUUCCUUCACAGUUAACCCAUUUUGCACGGUGUUAAGGGGGGAAUUCCUGCAAAUCCGAUUUUCAACGUUCUUUGCAAGAGGAUUCAUUUUCAUAAACGGUCACAAUGUUUUUUCUUUUGUUGGUUGUCAAUAUUUUUGUGUAACUCAUCAGCUUUCUAAAGAACAACAAACCAAACGAGCCAGUGAUGUUGGAAUUCCCCCCACAACCCUGAAAAUCCCCAUCGAAAGGAAUUCAGACAGAUGCAGCCUUUUUGCACGAAGUCUUCCAGACGUUACAGUACGAUACAGAUGCCUCUCUUUCAAUGGAAAAAGUGCCUGUGUGGAUUUUGAUGCGGGAAACCAGGAUAUGAACACUCUCUGUGGGCCAGUCGUGAAGAUUUGAGGAGUUGUUGCCAAAUAUGUUUUCAGAGCCUUUUGAUUUCAGCAGCACAAACGCACUCAUGAUGGUUUUACACUAAAGGUCUCAUGGACUGAUAAUAAUUUGACGUGUAUGGAGUUGAACGCUAAACCGUAUAAUGUGAGUGUUUGUGUUUUGUAGGCCUGCAUUUGCCAUCUUGCACUUAGACUUCUUUCAGUAGGCACAUACAGCUCACUGCAUCAGUUCAUCAUAAAUAUAAGUAGCAUUUGUUUGUUUUUAAUUAUAAAAUGUCUAUUGACUGAGUUCUGUUCAGAUCAGAGAGCCUUAAACUUUAUAAGCCUGGGACUCUAAUUUGUGAAAUAGCGUGUCACCCAGGGCCUUCAUUUUGGGAGAAUGUGCUCUAGUAUUUGGAAACCAGCAGUGACAGAUUCAUAGGUGAAGACUCGCUUUAUUUCAAUGCAGCGUCUCAUUAAAAAGGAAUACUUCCGCUUAUUAGGAAAUACACUUAUUUACUUUCUUGCCGAAUUUGAUAUGACUUUCAUGCCUGAACGUUAAAUAUAAAGCUAGAACCAGGAGAUUUUGUGUGUUUGAUGCUGAUGUUGUGUUAGACAUUUUUGAAAUUAGUGUGAGUAACCAUUACUAUAGAGAUCCUUUGUAGCACACAGUGUAAUUUCAUUUGUCUGAUUUCAGUCAGCAACAUUGAUUUUUGUGGGUAACACUUUGGGUCCCCCUAUUUAGUAAGCAGUAUAAAUACAAUACAUUAUGCAGCUAUAAGGACAUUUAAGGCAGUUAUAUAUAUACACUUAAAUCUGCUUACAACUACAUUAUAGUGUGUUAUAGACAGUUUAUUAAAUGUUUAUAUACUGUUUGUAAAUGCUAAACAGGGGGGACUUAAAACAUAGUGUUGCCAUGUAAUGCUGUGUGAAUGCUGUGAGUUUAUUGUGCCUCAACAUACCAAGUUCACUGUAUUUAUUUGCAUGGAUUCCAGACAUUGUAGUGAGGUCAUUGCUUUAUUUGUGUGCCUGAAGUGUAUAUGAACAUAUCACACAUACAGUUUAGUAGAUGCACUGAGAUAAGCUUUUUUGUUAAACUCCACACCCAUUUCCUGCCUUAACAGUUUCCACGAGUGAACCUGACGCUUCAAACUCUGGCCAAUCUCAACCAGGCCAUGUGUCACAGCGUGGAAAUUUGUUUCUAAAACAAGGUCCAUCUUGUUUGGGCCUCUUGAUGAACACUAAUAGCAAGUGACUGUGAGAAACUGGUUGGACGUGUCUGGUGAAGGUGACUGCACACUGUUGGUUUGGAUCAGAUGGGGCUGCCAAAGGGUAUCCGUAGCAACAUCUGAAGCAACAUUUUUGUCUCGAUUUUGAAGCACAUCCUGCCGUGCCGUUUGCCAAGCCACCUUGUGACAAUGUGUCCAGCUGCAUUAGAUAUUCAGUGAUUUAAAGUUAGCACAAGAGCCUCCAAAAAAGGACAGUUCCUUUUUUUUUUUUUUUUUUUUUUUUUGUGUACGAGAGAGUGCGAGUGAGUUAUUUAAUGGCAUUUGAAAAAGCAUUGGCUCUCUGUUGAUAGGGCUUUGUGAUGCUGAGGAUUAUCAGCCAACGUUUUUAUUGUGUUUUGCUUGAUUCCACCGCUGGCCCACAUGUUUUAUUGCUCCCGACAGGAACGUCUGAAAGCUACAGAAAGAUCUGAAACCUCUCCGUCCUGGAAGUGGAAUGUGUUUUGAUCACGCUUUAGUGAUCCUGGGACUUUACGAGGACCAGCGCAUGUUGACGUGGAGUGAUUGAUGAACACUGAGCCCGGCCUGUUGAGGAGAGACCAGACAGCUGGCAAAAGCUAGGAAGCACAUUCCACCUCCACAUGAUACAGCCGUAAGGGACAUGUUACAGUAGUGUUUGGGACCUGACGUGAUGCCCUUUAAGUGUAUAGCUUUACCACAGCGAGCAAAGCAAAUGUGAACGGUGCAUUAUAGGGUCCUUUUUAUCACUCAACAUUUAUUUUUCUUUUGGUUUACUUGAAAAUGCUCUGAGAAUUCCACUGAACCUGCUUAAGUUUGUUAACUUUUUGUUUCCGUGUUGCCUUUUUUACAAUCCAUGCUAGAUAUUGUUUUUGGUGUGGAUUUAUCUUUUUUUCUAAGAGAGUAUCCUGAUCACACUACAUGCAGUGCUGAAAUUGUCCCUUAGCAAAGAAUAGAGCUGAAUGAAUAAAUUUGUGUGUGUAUGUGUAGGGACUAAGCUACAGUAUUAAGUGCACACUAUGAUGAUAAUCAGUUGUAAAAAAAAUUUAUGCUGUUUGGAUUUGUGGUGUUUUAUUUUUUCUGGCAGUAGUUAUAAAAGACCAUUGAAACAGCCA